UUCUUUGUUUCUUUCGUUCCCCUGCACUGCCCUUCUCUCUCGUAGUCUCUCGUCUCGAUUGCUAGGGUUUCGAUCCACGACGACCAGAGAUAUCUGAUCUCUUUCAGUCUCCUCGAACCCAGAUUCGGCGCUUCGAGAGCUCGCGUCCGAGUCCGGCAUCGCGGGAUUUCGUUCUGUAUCUCUUUUGGAAUGCUCGAGAUUGGGCGCUUUCUUUCUGAUAAGAUCUCUUGUUCUCGGAUUUUGAUGAAAUGCUUGUAAUAUCUUGAGGGUGUCUGUUAAGUUUCAUAUGCACAAGAAAUCUACCGCAUGCAUCUCCAUUGACAAGAAGUGUUAUUUCAAGGUUUUGGAUUAAACGAAGUGGUGGGACAAUUACUCUUUUGGAUUAUAGAUGGUUCUUGGUGGUUUGACUAUUUGAAGAUUACUUGCAAUGAUGGAAGUAAUGACUGUUGCACAUGAGAAGGCCAGUGGUCCUUGAUCCAAAAGUUUCUAUACUUUUGAGGCAGCGGCUCAUUUAGUGGUACCUGCGGGCAACUUUGGUAUCCUUGCUGGCAGAGAGCAUGCGCGGAAUCUGUGUUUUGGGUGAUGCCCCUGACCAGAACCGCCGCCGAUGCAAUCGGUGUGGUGACCAUAUCCCUCGUCUCUCUAACUGCCAUUCUGGGCCUAGUUUGCAUAUAUCGUUCUCUGUACUUCCAGUUGCAGAUCCGACGAAGAGGUUUUGCUCAGCUCAACUACUUUAACGGGCCUUGGAUUACACGCAUUUUGCUGAUUCUAGUUGCAAUUUGGUGGGGUUUUGGAGAGAUUGUUAGGCUAACUUUUCUGAAAGAAGAAGGAAGACCCUUUUCCAGCCAACCAUGGCAGAAGAGUGUCUGCAAAUUCUAUGUCCUCUCCAAUUUAGGGUUUGCAGAACCAAGUAUGUUUUUCAUGCUUGCGUUCCUUCUCCAUGCCGCAUUGCAGAAGAGGGAAUCAGACACUCUGAGCCAACGAUGGAACAGAAAGACCAUCAGCUAUGUUCUCUUUUCUUGCCUUCCAAUAUUCAUCGUGCAAUUUGUCCUCAUUUUAGUUGGACCCAUGUUUAAUAAUGAGAAGAACGGCAAGAGAACAAAGAUGUCAAAGUUCUUCAUGUGCACCUAUUCUUUAACCAAUGACAGCAGCGUGUGCACUUAUCCCUUACUGAGCACUAUAGUUCUUGGGAUUUUUUAUGCCCUCCUUAUCAGCUGUGUAACUUGUGUUGGAACCCGGUUGUUGUCCUUGGUGAUCAACAAGGGACUGCGACGAAGAGUAUAUGCUCUGAUGUCUUCAGUUAUCCUUUUCCUCCCAUUUAGGGUGCUCCUCCUUGGGUUCUCUGUCCUCCCUCGCCCAGGCAAUUUGGUCUAUGAGGCCAUUGUGUUCCUAGCCUUCCUCAUGCUGUUAUUUUGCACCAUGGUGGGCAUUUGUAUGCUAGUAUAUUUCCCCGUGGCCGAUUCCCUGGCACUGAGAGACGUAGGGCACAUAGAAAUUGAAGGAAUGCCAUAUGAUGACUACUAUUAUGAUGGUGCUUCUCUCAUUGCUAACCAGAGCCAUCAAGACACAGGUAGGAACUCAGAUGCAUCUACCAAGCAUGGCUCGAUAUCUUUUCGCACUAUGAUCAAGGAUGAAUCCUCACAAACAGAAGGCAUAGGUGAUGUCCGCUUCUUUGCUCAUGGUUCCCUCUACAUUGGUUCACCUUCUGGGUCCCCCCCACUCCCUGGCAGGCCCAUGGAUCCACUUGGAGAAGUUCCUACAAACUGAGAACAAUCUGCAUGUUUUUUGAUUUUUACUUAUCUCUCUCUCUGUUCUCCCAAAUGAUAUCAGUUUUGUGGUAAAGAAAGACUAAUGUAAAGGUGUUUUUAGCAGUCAACAUUCAAACAUGGUUUGCCCAUUGUUCAUAUUGGUAUAUUUUCAAUUCUGCUGUGUUAUUUCCUC
This is a messenger RNA of Elaeis guineensis (African oil palm), 1941 nucleotides long. The record is from RefSeq and is a predicted model, not a curated record. Lineage: Eukaryota; Viridiplantae; Streptophyta; Magnoliopsida; Arecales; Arecaceae.